ACAGAACCUUCUGAAAUAUUUUUCACACCUACCCAGGGAGUGCCGGCUCUCUACAAACUGUUUGAAUCUCGAUAACUCAAUUUGUUCCGUUCCGUUAAGCACAUAGUUUAUAGUAUUUGGAUAUGUGAAUCUUUCAAGCCUUUUCUUUCCGUUAAGCACAUAGUAUAGUAUUCGGAUAUGUGAAUCUUUCAAGCCUUUUCUAAAUUGAUUUCUGUUUGAGCAGAUGAAAUUAGUCAUAAUACAUCGUCUAUAAUUGAAUCUUUCCCAAUUAUUUCAAGUUAAUGUAAUCAACUGAUUAUUGACAAUGCUGAAUAACCUUCUCUGAAUCUGUAGAAGCGGAGGCUAAUUUGCUCCUCCAGGUGGCAACCACCGAGGCGGCCACCACCAUGAUCAUCGAUGCCUCAUCUGCAAUAUAUGAAUUGUUGACCACUUGUCACGAUAAAUAUGUACACUGCUCCAAUUUGGCACCCAUCCCUGCUACCCACUGAACAAUUCAUUUCAACAAACAUGGCCGCAUAUGCAUGUACAGCAAUACGUGUAAACCCACAGAAACCAACGUGUCAUCCAUAAUCCACAAACCUACUCCCACCUCCACCAACACGUACUCCACAUGCAAACCCCUCGUCUCCACUAUAUAAACCCCCCAAACCUCCUCCGCGAAAACCCACCGCCGCUUAAACCCACAGCAAUCAACUCUCAUCCAAUCCAAACAAACAAACAGUUUCGCACAAUGGCAAGGCUGAGUCCUACUCUCGCAGCGGCGGCUUUCCUCCUCUUCCUGGUGGCCGCCGAGGCCACCAUCCGCACCACCGUCAUCAUCGACGACGACUUCUCCAACCAGCGCGGUAAGGGGGGACAACACGGCCAGGGCGGGGAUUGCAGGGAGCAGAUCGAGCAGCAACAGAACCUGUGGCACUGCCAGCAGCACAUCAUCCAGCAGGCCCAGAGGCAGGGGGGAGGCGGAGGCCGCCGAGACGACGAAUUCGCCAUCAACCCGCACCAGCCGGGACAGGAGCACUUCGAGGACUGCUGCGAGCAGCUGAGGCAGCUGGACAGGCAGUGCACCUGCCAGGGGCUGGAGCAGGCCAUCCAACAGAUCCCGCGCAGCCAGAUGCGCGAGCAGGACAGGCAGUCCGCCUUCCGUGUGGCGGAGUCGCUCCCUGGGCAGUGCAGGACCGAGCCCACCAGCUGCCAGUUCGGCCGUCGACAAGCCGCCUGGUUCUGAGUUCGUCAUCGAACCCUUGCCAUAAAUAAUCAUACAUGCUUACG
Messenger RNA from Linum trigynum, 1269 nucleotides. The record is from the annotation of a GenBank genome assembly. NCBI's taxonomy places the organism in Eukaryota, Viridiplantae, Streptophyta, Magnoliopsida, Malpighiales, Linaceae.